AUGAAACAGACGCUACUCUUCGCAGUCUUUUCCCUGCCCUUCGUCUUCGGCAAGACCGCCGGUGAGCUAUGUCGCGGCACCGCUGCACUAUCCAAGGACGGUAACUGGUACUGCUCCGAAGUGUGGGCUAUCACAUACCGCAAUAUUAGCCAAGCUGGCACCUACAACCGGACGACACACAUCGAUCCUCGCACCGGACUCUGUGGCCACGAACGCAUCGACUACCCCGGAACAGGCCCGCUCACACCGCUGUUUGGAGAGGUCUCGAUGCAUUUGCGCGGGCCGAUGAACGUAUCUCAGCUCGCCGUAUAUCAGCUUCCAAGCGAGACGCAGACAAUGCAGAAGCGAGACACGGUGCCCUUCUACAAUCGCCAGAGUACAUUGAAGCAGCGGGACCGCUCUAACGACACAAACGUCUCCAGCGAACAACCCCAAUCUUUCAGCGCACAUGACGCUUCACUAUUGAAUCAGGGGACGGGGGAUACUAACACAAGCUGUAGCCGCUUGACGGUCACUUCGACCAUCACAGUGACGGAUUGCAAAACGUCCAGCACUACUAAGCCUUUACCAAAUACAAUGUCCAUCUGUCCUCCACUGACAUGUGUACCUACACCGGAGCCACUGACCACAAGUAACGACACAUCUUCUCCGAUAUCUUACUGCACUUGCACGAAUCCAGCAUCAGUCGUUCAGCCAUUCGAGCAGCAAGCUCAAGUUGUAGCUACAUCCGCGCCCAUACCGAAUUCAAACGUGCUCUUCAAGAGAGACGAUUUCCAUGCAGCAGCAGCUAGGUGGAGCCGGGUGGCAUAUUACACGUCCAGUGCAGCAGCUCAAGCAACCGGAUUCUCAUUCCUCGCCAACCUGGGCGACCCCCAAAAGUCGGGCACAUUCGACUACGCCUUUGGCAACUCCCUCGGGUACGUCACUCCAGACGGCGGCAGAGUAGCAUCAGAAAGCCUCCCCUUUGACGGCACUCUUGAAACCUCCGAGCGCGAGAUUGCAGUCUUCUCUGACAAAGAAUGUGAUCACGACUGUCCAUACUGGAGGCCAGACGCUAUAUCCCACUACGGCUGGUCCGGCUCCUCCAAAGCGUUCAUCAUAGAAUUUCAGAUGGACCACUACCAGAACCGCGGCACCGACCAAGGCCUCAUCUCCGACGCGCCGGCAUGGUGGUUCCUCAACGCUGCAAUUCCACGCAUUUUGCAAUAUGGAAAUGAUCGCAACAACAUACCCUGCUCAUGUUGGUCGACUGGCUGCGGUGAAUUCGACGCAUUCGAAGUGCUCGGUAAUGGGGAAGAAAGAGCGAAGAGCACGAUACACCGUCAGGGCAAUCUACAGGGCGGGGACUCGAACUACUUCAAAAGACCCGUAGGGGGGAAGAUGAAGUUUGCGGUGGUGUGGCACUACCCACAUAUCACUGCAUUGGUGCUAGACGAUGACUUUGAUUUUGGGACAGACUUGUCGAACGAACAAGUGCAACGGUUGGUGAGGUAUGAUGAGGACAGCUGGGUGCAUUCGUUGUUCGCUAUUGGGGAUUAAGCCGAGUCUUUGCAGCAUGGUUGAUUAUGUUCUGUACGUUGAAUGUGAUAGAAUAUAUCAAAGUACCAUGGCAAACUUGUGGUGCUUCGGGGU
Molecule: messenger RNA, 1632 nt
Organism: Cucurbitaria berberidis CBS 394.84
Lineage: Eukaryota; Fungi; Ascomycota; Dothideomycetes; Pleosporales; Cucurbitariaceae
Exons: 4
Coding region: 1-1539 (512 amino acids)
Cellular component (GO): fungal-type cell wall
Source: RefSeq, a predicted model, not a curated record